Messenger RNA from Stomoxys calcitrans (stable fly), 2155 nucleotides. RefSeq names its product protein CNPPD1. NCBI's taxonomy places the organism in Eukaryota, Metazoa, Arthropoda, Insecta, Diptera, Muscidae. Gene Ontology annotation, biological process: regulation of cyclin-dependent protein serine/threonine kinase activity. Gene Ontology annotation, molecular function: cyclin-dependent protein serine/threonine kinase regulator activity; protein kinase binding. Gene Ontology annotation, cellular component: cyclin-dependent protein kinase holoenzyme complex; nucleus. The transcript has 5 exons. Bases 143 to 1516 code for a protein of 457 amino acids. The record is from RefSeq and is a predicted model, not a curated record.
AGCUAGUCUUUCGCGUGUUUUUGUGUUCUAGUGUCCAUCAGCUCAAGAUUGUCAGAGAAGUUGGGUAAAUAAACGAGAAUAUUACUAUCAUAGAAAGGAAGUUUUCCAAUAAAGCAACAACAAAUCACCUCAUCACAAAACAAUGGGGCGCAAACAGGGAUGCGUCAUAAAAACCUCUGCUACUGCUGCUACGACGAAAAAAACCACCACGAAGAAGGUUAUGCCACACGAUGAAUUUAUGAAACGUAUACGCAAAUCCUUGUAUUUCGGCCAAGAUUUAUAUGAAAAUGAAACCAUGGGUGUAUCUAAGCCUUUGGCCGAAUAUGCCUCUGAGCUAUUCUCUGAUACACAUCGUGGCCAUACUCUAAAUCGUUUGUCUUGUGUGGAGGCCUCCAGUGUGGUACCGGCCACACCAGCAGCCCUUAUAAUGGCUUUGAUAUAUUUGGAUCGUUUAUAUGCAACAGAUCCUGGCUAUGUGAGACGCAUAACACCACAAGAGUUGUUUAUUGUUUCUAUGAUGAUUUCCACCAAAUUUUAUGCUGGCUAUGAUGAGGACAUCUAUUUAUCUGAUUGGGCUGAAGAUGGUAAUAUGUCGGAAGAACGCAUAAAAGAAUUGGAACUGGAGUUCUUAAGCGCAAUUGAAUGGAAUAUAUACAUAUCGAAUGAACAGUUUUUCGACAAGCUUACAUGCAUUGAAAAAACUUUGGCUCGACGUGAAGGUUUACGGCGCGGCUGGCUUACCUACUCGGAGCUCAUGCAGAUGUUACCCUCAUUCACAUUGGCCAAAUUUUUGCUCAACAACAUAACCAUAAUGGCUGUCAGUUAUGCGGCCAGUGUUAUGACCAUAGCUGGAGCAUUCUUUUUGGCUGCACAAAUUCCGGGAACUUCAUUGCACCAACGCACUAGGACAACCACAUCCAGCAAUGACUUGUUGAAUGAUCCGGAAAUAAUAAGGCCCAAUGCCACAAACAAAACCUCGCCUACGUCUACUUCAUCUGUGAUCGAUAGCAACAUACGUCCGCACAAUCAUACCUCAAUGCCACUUGGCCUAAAUGUUGAAGAUGAACUGCUCAAAUUGGAAAGACAAUACCGUGAAGAGGCAAUUCGUGAUACCAUAAGGCUUAAGAAUAAUGAAAUUGCCACGGAAUCACGUUUGACAUUGCCACAGCAACAUUUCAUGGCAAAAUUGAAUGUCAAUCAGAAAUGUGCCAAAUAUGAUGCCAAUCAACAGCAACGUGGCUAUUGGUUUGUCCACAAGGAGGAGUACAGUGAACUGGAAGCUGGACGACUACCCUUGGCAAUGGCUAAUAAACUCGAUCAUCAUUUCCAAUCGCCUUUAAUUGUGCAACACUAUGAGAAUUCUGGGGACAUCAUCAAUGGCAUGAAAACAACAAUGGCCAACUACAAAUUCAAUAAUGCUUCAAUUACCUCAUUGUUUUGGAACUAUUUAAGCGAUACCGUACAUCAGCACGCCACAUUUAUGCGUUUGCCUUUUGUAUGGCUAAAAUUUAUGUAGGCGAAGCUCGAAUUGUUUGGGGCCAAAUGGAUAGGUCAAUUUAAAAACAAAAGUAAUUUUAAAACAAAACAAGAAACAGAAAAUGGAAAACUUUUUGCUAUCCAGUUAAGGCCCCAAGAAAGAAAAAAAUUUUGAGAAAACCGAAAUCUUUUCAUAUUUGGUUAUUAAAUAUUUGGAUUUCCUUGCUAACUUUACAAAUUUUAUUCCCUCAACAUAUACAAAUUAUUGCAGCAUAAGUAUUUAACCUUAAAUAUAUUUUUAAAAUAUCCAAUUUUGUUCUUCUUUUGCAAAAUAUUAAUUUUUUUAUAUUUAUUUUAUUUAAAAUUUAUAUUUAUUACACAAAAAAAAGUCAAUAUGUAUUUCCCAUCUAAAAAUUUGAAAUUUUUAAGGUAUGCAUAAAAUGACAACGAUUUUUAUUUUGAAUUUUAAUUUUUCGUACACAUAAAUUUUAAAUUCCUAAAAUUUUUUUUUAUAGUCGUCUGUAUUCUCUUACUAGAAAUUUGAAUACUUUUAUUAACUUUGUAAUGCAAAUAUAAUUUGCCUACUAGAAUUUAAAGUUACAGAAAAACCUAUUAAGGAAAUACAAAAAUAAAUUAUAUAUAUAUACACUCUCAUAUAUAUUUUUUGAGCAUAAAAUAA